AUGUACAACGCCCUCGCGCAGACAGACCGGCUCGACGCUGCGUCUUCUGCCUCCGACGAUGCCUCAGACCGCUCGCCGGCCCUCGGGUCGCCUGUGUUUGCGCCACUGGCGCUCGACUUCGACAACUUUGGCGGCUCAGAGCACAGAGACGCCGCCAGCACCGCGCCAGACUCGCUCCUCCAGACUGCGACGACGGCCAUCAUGCGCCAGAAAGCCGCCAGCUACGAGCUGGUCGAGGCAGACGAGUACGCCGUGCCCGAGAAAGCCCCUGAAAGGAUGCCUGAGACAGAGAACAAGCCUGAGGAGCCGGUGAUGCAGACGCCUCGCAGCCGGAGAAAUUCAACGCCUCUACGCCAUCCAACGCCUGACUUGCAGUCGAUCCAGGGGGCCUAUAUCGGCAACGUGGAAAGACUCGAGAAGUCUGCUGAGCGUAUGAGCAUGGAGGUCGAGGCCGAGAGGGUCCUGGAGACGCUGAACCGCAUGUCGAUGCCCCGGUCGAGGGCCACUUCAGGGGCGUCCAUCGCCAAUUCGAGGGCCUCGCCCGGUUCCCCUGGCGCCUCUGCUGCUGCUGCUACGUCUAUUUCAGCGUCCGGAUACGGGAGUUUGUCGAGACAAUCUUCGCUGAACAGGCCGCGGCUACGGUCUGGCUCGUCUGCGUCUCGACUGGCUCACAUCAUCGAGCCAGAGAACGAGGGUGCUGCUGAGAUGGCUCCUCCGACCAUACCGCCUCCCCCUGAGCACCGUCUGGAACAACAGCCAUUACAAUAUGGACAACAGCAAGAGCAGCAAUAUGGACAGCAGAAUGAGCAGCAAUAUGGGCAGUACGAGCAGCAGAAUGAACAGGGAGAAAGACCGGAGAGUGCUGGCUCUGGGGACACCUACCAGCAGUCUACGAACCUGUUCAAGGACUUCGACGGCGUUCACUUUACACCACAUAUCAGAGAAGUACCUCGUUCCCGCGGAGUCUCUCUCUCGAAACCUCCUCUCGCAGCCGAAGCUGAACACUACAAUAACCCUCCUCCCGGCCAGGAUGUGGUCUACUACCCGGCCCCCGUGCCCAUGAUGCUCAACCUGCCCCAACGACUCUCCCGCAAACCUCCAAUGUCCGAGCAAGAGAAACGACGCACGCAAUUGAUCAAUUCGAUCUCUCCGGAGGCACGCAAGUCGGCCGCCUGGAUCACAGACGCCGAACAAGGCUCGAAUGUAGGAGACAGGAUGAGCAAGCGGCUAUCAAAUCUCCCACCACAGCUCCGUGCAAGCGCAUUCUUUGACGCUCCCAAGACCCAGAUCGAUGUUCGUAUACAAGGAGAAUCAGCUGUUGAUACGUUGGAGAGUAUAUUGGAUGCUGCAGCACAUGCUCCCGUCAGUGCCUUUACAGACCACCCUAUAGUCGGCCACCUGGGCGCAGAUGUGUACAAGCAGAAACGCGCAAAGAACAAGAUCAACAAAAAGAGAAGGUCAGCGAAGCCGGAUGGAACCAUGACUACUGAUCGAUCCGUGUCCUCUACCACCAAGCCGGGAAGCCACAUACGUACUCCUUCAGACGGACAAAUGCUGGACAAUGUCGACGAGAGUACCUCCUUGCGGAGUAACUUCGACGAGCACGCCAGCCAUGGAUAUUCCAGAACUCCGUCGCCCUUGAGAGAGGCUGGAGCGCAUGAAGAAGAUGACGAGGAGGAAGAAGAGGAGGAAGACGAGGAAGAAGAAGACGAUGACGAGGGGAAGAACGACGAACCAAUCUUUGGACCGCCAACGACCCUGCUUGCUGAGCUGCAGAUGCGAAAGCAUCAGCAAAAGAUGAGAACCCGGACAGCAGCCACGGCGUUCCCCAAUGGAAUGCACUCGACGCUGCUUGAACUGGAUAGCGUUGCACAGCGCCAGCGAGAGAAGCGAGACAAGGGCCGAGUUACACUCGCCUGGGAAGGCCACCAGGGUACAGGCCAGGACGAGCUCGACGACGACGAUGUACCGCUGGGAGUCCUUUUCCCCGAGCAGAGCAGACUGCAGGACGAGAACCGACCCCUGGGCCUGAUGGAGAAGCUUGUUCUUGAAGAGAGCGAGCCGCUUAGUAGACGACGGGCCAGGAUCAGGGGAGAACCGCUCAACACGGCCCGAGCAGCAACGCCUCGCAAUCUGGCCGCGAGGGACCCCAGCCCCAAUAAGCGGGCUAGUACUGCAUACACGCUUGAUAUUCCAGGUCUCACAGAUAACAAUGUGACCGGCAACGAAGAGAGCGGAGACGAAGAAGAGACGCUUGCGCAGCGGAAGAACCGUCUGAAGGCCCGUGAUUCACGCAGCGAUUUCGACGACCUGAUAUCUAAAUUCGGAGACCUCGAUGGUGCGGCCGACAAGGACAAGACCAAAGAUGCGCCAGCGACAUCAGCGUCGGCAGCAGCGGCAGCACAAGCAGCGGCAGAGCCAGAGGAAGAAACAUUAGGCCAACGCCGCAAGCGUCUCCAAGCCGAAGCCAAGCUGCAAUCCGCCUCUGCAUCAGCAACUUCCUCCCCCUUCCAGGCCCGGCGGACAAUGGCCAACGUCCUGCAGGCCCAUCCAGCUCGUCCCGGCCUCGUCACCGCCCACUCAGAGCUCGACAUGCGCUACCGGACGCCGGCAGCCAUGGCCUCAACCCACUCCUUGCUCAAUCUGCCUCCCACCCGUGCCUCGAUGCUAACCAGCACCACGGCACCGUUCUCUAUGGCCGGCCAUCGUCUGUCUGGCGCACCAAUGCUGCCUUACAGUCACGGCCCGCCACCGGGCACUGCUCCGGCCAUGCUGAACGGCUCGGGCAUGCUGGGCAGCAGCACCGGCGCCGGUGGCUUCGGCUAUCCGACGAAUGGAUUCGUGUAUAACCCAGCAAGCAUGCAUCCCGUCGGUGGGCAGCAGGAGAUGAUUGAUCCUCGACAGCGGGACAUGAUUGAUCGAUGGAGACUGAGUGUUCGCCAGUAG
Trichophyton benhamiae CBS 112371 is the source of this 2946-nucleotide messenger RNA. RefSeq lists its product as uncharacterized. The transcript has a single exon. Lineage: Eukaryota; Fungi; Ascomycota; Eurotiomycetes; Onygenales; Arthrodermataceae. The coding region runs from base 1 to 2946 and encodes 981 amino acids. The record is from RefSeq and is a predicted model, not a curated record.